CCCUUCCUAAUUGCUCUUUCCGCGCUCUCCUGCUCGUCAUGGGCUCAGCAGAAGCACCGACGACGGCAGAGAACGGUUCAACAACAAACUGCAACGGCAACCAACAACAGCUCGAAGAUGGCAAGGGCCCACCACCGCAGGAUGGAGUUCCGUCUGGAAACCCGCCAGAAAAUGAUGCACCAAGGAGGAGAAAGGCCGGAGUGCUCCCUCUCGAGGUCGGUACGCGAGUCAUGUGCUGUUGGAGGGACGGAAAAUUCCAUCCUGUCAAGGUCAUCGAACGGCGCAAGAUGCCCUGCGGUGACCCCAGCGAGUAUGAGUACUACGUCCAUUAUACCGAAUACAACAGGAGGCUUGAUGAAUGGGUUAAACUUGAACAACUUGAUCUUGAUUCAGUAGAGACUGAUAUUGAUGAAAAGGUGGAGGACAAGGCAACAAGCUUGAAAAUGACACGUCACCAGAAACGAAAGAUCGAUGAGACCCACGUGGAGGGCCAUGAGGAGCUUGAUGCUGCCAGCUUACGUGAACAUGAAGAAUUCACAAAAGUAAAGAACAUAGCAACUAUAGAACUUGGAAAACAUGAGAUUGAGACAUGGUAUUUUUCCCCUUUUCCACCAGAAUACAGUGACUGUUCGAAGCUGUUUUUUUGUGAGUUUUGCCUCAAUUUCAUGAAACGCAAAGAACAACUUCAGAGGCAUAUGAGGAAGUGUGAUCUCAAGCAUCCCCCAGGCGAUGAGAUAUACCGCAAUGGCACACUGUCAAUGUUUGAAGUUGAUGGAAAGAAGAACAAAGUGUACGGGCAGAAUCUUUGUUAUUUGGCAAAGUUGUUCCUUGAUCACAAGACACUCUAUUACGAUGUUGAUCUAUUUCUAUUUUAUGUUCUAUGUGAAUGUGAUGAUCGAGGAUGCCACAUGGUUGGAUAUUUUUCUAAGGAAAAGCAUUCGGAGGAAUCUUAUAAUUUGGCCUGCAUUCUUACCCUGCCCCCUUAUCAAAGAAAAAGCUAUGGAAAAUUUCUAAUUGCUUUCUCAUAUGAGCUUUCUAAGAAAGAAGGUAAAGUAGGCACACCAGAAAGGCCACUUUCUGACCUUGGACUAGUGAGCUACAGAGGGUAUUGGACCAGGGUCCUUUUGGACAUCUUGAAAAAACACAAGAGCAAUAUCUCCAUCAAGGAGCUCAGUGACAUGACAGCUAUAAAGGCAGAAGACAUCCUGACCACCCUUCAGGGCCUUGAUCUGAUCCAGUACAGAAAAGGACAGCAUGUCAUCUGUGCGGACCCCAAGGUCCUAGAUCGCCAUCUCAAGGCUGCUGGUCGCGGGGGACUCGAAGUCGAUGUAAGCAAGUUAAUUUGGACUCCUUACAAGGAACAGGGUUGAUGUUAGCAAGUUCUUCAUGGUUUCUUCACAAACAUACGAUCUCUUUGACAUGCUUUGUAAAAAUGUAAUUGUUAAGUUUAAAUCAGUAGAAGUGUAGAAGUAGAAAAAUUGAUUUCCAAGUUCUCUCUCACUCCGAAAUGGAUGCCUGCUACUAACAGA
Molecule: messenger RNA, 1529 nt
Organism: Nelumbo nucifera (sacred lotus)
Lineage: Eukaryota; Viridiplantae; Streptophyta; Magnoliopsida; Proteales; Nelumbonaceae
Product: histone acetyltransferase of the MYST family 1-like
Biological process (GO): regulation of transcription by RNA polymerase II
Cellular component (GO): chromatin; nucleus
Molecular function (GO): chromatin binding; transcription coregulator activity; histone acetyltransferase activity
Source: RefSeq, a predicted model, not a curated record